UUAUUAGCUACGGUCACACUAAUAGCGACGGUCUGGCAUCUUGUCUGAAAAUUGUAUAUUAUUUUUCGUAAUUUUUAAUUGUUGAUUACUGAGAACUUUAAAAAUAUAUAUUUAAGUGCAUAUUACCGAAAGAGAAGAAAAUUGAUCAAGCAAUAUGACUCGCUAUCGUGAAUGGGAUUUGGCCUGUAAAGUGUAUGUUGGAAACCUAGGAUCAUCGGCAUCAAAAUAUGAGAUCGAAAACGCCUUUAGUAAAUAUGGCCCAUUGAAAAACGUAUGGAUAGCACGCAAUCCUCCUGGCUUUGCUUUUGUUGAGUUCGAAGAUCGCAGGGACGCCGAAGAUGCCACACGGGCACUUGAUGGAACCCGUUGCUGUGGCACUCGAAUCCGUGUAGAAAUGUCGUCAGGACGCUCCCGCGAUCGAGCUCGCCGUGGCGCUGGCGAAGGAGGUUCCAGUAGUGGAGGACGCAGCACUGGACGACUUAGGGUCAAUCCUUUGAGAAGAACUACUUCUACUCUACAAUUACCUCGUCCUUCAGCAACAAGAACAACAGAAACACCUUUACGAUUCUUCACAGCUCCUCUACCAUAAUCUUCACAAGCACAAAAUCAACCAACAAGUUUUUAAAUCAAAAUAAAACAAGCAUCGACGCUCCACAACUUCGGAUGUCUAUAUGAUACAAAAAUUUUAAAACCAGCAGCAAUAUCUUUGAACCUCAGCCGUGUACAUCAACAGCAACACGCGACCCAUACGUAGAUGUUACUUAAUUUCGUUUAAUUUAUCUGCCACCUGAGCUUCUA
This is a messenger RNA of Drosophila hydei, 798 nucleotides long. It is a transcript of the gene Rbp1, whose product is annotated as RNA-binding protein 1. Gene Ontology annotation, biological process: mRNA splicing, via spliceosome. The coding region runs from base 155 to 589 and encodes 144 amino acids. Lineage: Eukaryota; Metazoa; Arthropoda; Insecta; Diptera; Drosophilidae. Gene Ontology annotation, molecular function: RNA binding. The transcript is spliced from 3 exons. The record is from RefSeq and is a predicted model, not a curated record. Gene Ontology annotation, cellular component: nuclear speck.